Molecule: messenger RNA, 2847 nt
Organism: Globicephala melas (long-finned pilot whale)
Lineage: Eukaryota; Metazoa; Chordata; Mammalia; Artiodactyla; Delphinidae
Gene: SCLY
Product: selenocysteine lyase
Source: RefSeq, a predicted model, not a curated record
GUGGCGCUCCUGACAGUGACAUGCUCUGCCGGUUGGGGCUGCGCCCGGGGCGGCCGGGCUGGGAGGGCUUGGGAUGGAGGCGGCCGGGCCGCGGAGCAGGGACGCGCAGGGGCGAGCGGCGAGUCAGCCUGGCAGCCGAGCAGAGAAGAGCCCGCCGGAGAGCAGGAAAGUGUAUAUGGACUAUAAUGCAACCACCCCCCUGGAGCCGGAAGUCAUCCAGGCCAUGACUGAAGCCAUGCAGGAAGCCUGGGGAAAUCCCAGCAGCCCUUACGCGGCAGGUAGGAAGGCCAAGGAGAUUAUCAACGCAGCUCGGGAAAACCUUGCCAAGAUGAUGGGUGGGAGGCCUCAAGAUAUGAUCUUCACUUCCGGGGGCACAGAGGUGGAGGCGGCCCAUGGGAGGGGCCCAGGCACCUUCGUCGCGUUCACGGUGGAUUGGCUCAGCUUUGACCUGAGGUGUGCGGCCCCCGAAGGCCCUCCUUUCCGGACCAGGAGUCGCUGUGUUUUCUGCGAGGGGGUGACCUGGGACUUUAAAGGGCCAUCCACCUUCAGAGGGACACAUCCAGCCUUCCAUCCUGGCCGUCUCCUCCCCUUCAUCUGGUUUGCUGCGUCUCAGACCUGGUCAAAUAAUUUAGUAAUCCAUUCUGUGGUGAAACAUUUCCACAAAAUCCAUGCCGCAGUGGGGGACACGGCCGAGCGUCCCAGCCCAGUGGAGGGGGCCCUGCCUCACAUCAUCACCUGCACUGUGGAACACGACUCCAUCCGCCUGCCCCUGGAGCACCUGGUGGAAGAACAAGUGGCCGAGGUCACCUUUGUCCCCGUGUCCAAGGUGAAUGGGCAGGUGGAGGCUGAGGACAUCCUGGCGGCCGUCCGCCCGGCCACGUGCCUCGUGACCAUCAUGCUGGCCAAUAACGAGACAGGCGUCAUCAUGCCGGUGCCUGAGAUCAGCCGGCGAGUCCGAGCCCUGAACCAGCAGCGGGCGGCGGGCGGGCUGCCGGGGGUGCUCGUGCACACGGACGCCGCCCAGGCCUUGGGGAAGCGGCGCGUGGACGUGCGGGACCUGGGCGUGGACUUCCUGACCGUCGUGGGCCACAAGUUCUAUGGCCCCAGGAUUGGAGCACUUUAUGUCCGAGGGCUCGGUGAACUCACCCCUCUGUACCCUAUGCUGUUUGGAGGUGGACAAGAACGGAAUUUCAGGCCAGGGACAGAGAACACCCCGAUGAUUGCCGGCCUUGGGAAGGUUUGCUCCUCCCCUGGGUCCAGUUACCGCCCCCCCCAAGACGGUGACAGAGGGGCAGCUUCUUCAAGAUCUUCCUGAUGAGGAUUAGAUGGCGGCGCAGCAGCAGGCCCCUCCGCUCCCUUCUGCAGCCGUGACCCUUUCCUCGCUCCUGGCUUGCACCUGUGCCCGGGCCCUCUGACCCUGCUGUCACUGGAGGGGUGGCACACCAUUGUCGCCCCCUCCCCUUGCUCAGCCUGGCCCUCCUCCGUGUGGUCUGGCUCGGGACACGCCCCCCCUCUCCCCUGGGAGGUGUGUCCUGGCCCCCCUGGGGCGAGUCAAGGUCUCUAUGCUGCCUUCCACCCCUUCUCCGUGUGCCGGCUGAAGAAAGGCGCCCCCCUGCGGCCACCCCCUGCCCUGCACCCUCACAGUCCUCUGCCAGGGUGUUCCUCCCCCAGCCUUUAAAACCGGCCUCCCAUGGUCCUCACUGCUCCAGCUUCUUCCCGGGUCCUCCGCCCCACAGAGCAGCCCGCACGCACUCUCACCCCCUACCCUUCUCCUGACACCUGCUCUGCUCCCCAGAAGCUGGUCGAGGAGGUCCCCAUUUCGCCCUGUGACCUCCUGCAGCUGUGGGACCGCUUCUCCCCCUAGAGGUUCCUUCUCUGCCUCUUCACCCGUCAGCAUCCUGGGUGCCUCCUCUCUCUCUCGCUGUGCUCACCCUGUCCCGUGGCUCUGAUGCCAGCCUGUGCUCCGGUCUUGGACUUGACGUCUCAGGGCAGGUCCUGACCUGCUGGGAGGCCCACGUCCCACCUGCUUCCUCAACGUGUCCUCUGAGCCCACGAUGUGUCCUGCUCUCUCUCCUGCAUCGUUGGCGUCUCUCCCCGUGGUGCCUCCUGCCACCCAGGCUCUCAGCUGAGAAAUCUAGGAGGUGCCCUUGAUCUGCCCUGUCCCGUCCCCCGCACCUGACGCAGCAGCCGGGCCUGUCUGUUCAGUCUCCACGAGAGGUCCAGGACCUGCCUCUUGUACCAACUCCAGGCCGGAUCAUCCCCGUCUUGUGUGUGGACGCCUCAUCCACUCUCCACGUAGCAUCCAGUUCUAACACACAAAUCAGAGCAGCCCACCCCUUCCUCAAAAUCCACGUGCGUCUGCCUUGUGUUUAGGCUCAGAUCCCGCCUGUCCUGGGGCCUCUGGGGCGCUGUCCCCCUCGCUCACUCUGUUUCAGGAGCGCUCGCCUUUCCCCCUGCAGGGCCUUUACCUGGAAUGCCCUUCCCCGCUGCCCCGAGUUCCCGUCACGGCGCCCACCCGCCGGUCUGCCGUGGUCACCUCUUCCCUGGUGUGUCUGUCCCUGGGAUGGACGUGCCUUCAGGACUGGGAUUGCCUUUGGUCACCGGCUAGGGACCCUGCAGCGCCUGGGGUAUCCGGAAGCCCGAAAAAGUGAAUUCCUGUUAACAAGUGAAGGGUACUCGGCACUUAUCCCGGCCCCGGUCACGCGGUCGGCGCGUACUGUGUAUCCGUGAGGUUCCAGAGAGUGAGCAGUUUGAGGCCGUGUCACCGGUCUGCCUUCGGGGAGAAUCACCUCUGCUGCUUAAAGCUGUCUUGCUCCCCUUGUUUCACCGUAACUGAGGGGCCCUCCU